AUGGCAGCUGACAUCACCACGACACUGGGUAUCCCAGGCCUCGCCGCCCCGAUAUUAGCAAACGCUACAAAGCCUAGCCUUGCCAACAUCAGCGCUCCCUUGCUUGCCACCAUAGUUCGCGAUAGCUACCGUGCUACCUUCAAAGCUCGCGUCGCCGCCGGCGAAGCACGACCUUUUGUACUCCCUUAUGGUAUCUUUGCCAGCUUCAUCGUCCCCAUCCUCUACUUGACCUUUCCGCACACCAAACGGCCGUGGCUUUACAAGGCAAGAUGGCUUGUGCUAGCCUUCAUCGUCAUCUUCAACAUUGACAUCUUGCUGGGCACCUCUAGCACCAACAUGUCCAUAUCUUAUGCUAGCGGCCUGUCAGCCUUCUGGGGAAUACUGUCUAACUUAAUUAUGCUGGUAUUCACGGCACCACAAUUCGACUAUGAAAGAGUUGUUCGGAGGAGGAAGGGUGUCACCACCCCAAACAGAUCCAAGUCGUCUGCGGCUCGCGCAGCUCCAACAAACGGAUCCGGACUCAGGAAGCGAGCUAGUAGCAAGAAGCGAAGAGCCGACCAAGUCACGGCCCCUGAAGUCAACCUCGAAGAGUACGAGUACUACUGGCAGACUUUCCCAGAGAAUGGAUGUUUUUCAGAGCGACUGGGUUGGGUUAUCGACCUCUACACCAAUUUCAGAGGAGUCGGUUGGACUUGGGCUGUUUCGUCGGUUCCCAGUCCAGUUCCCCCGGAGAACCCUGGUACGGGUGAGCUCGUCAAGAUGGAUACCAUUCCGUUGGAAACCUUCGUGGGGUGCCAGACCUACAAAGACGAGAAAGAGUUCUUGCGACGGAAGGUCAUCCCCAUCGCAAUCUCGUAUAUGAUCCUCGACAUCGCCAAGGUUACCAUCAUGGAGGACCCAUACUUCUUCCUCGGAUCCGAUUCGUUACCCCUUCCUGCACAUCUCGCGGCUCUCCCACCAUGGGCCUUAUCCAUAUGGAGGCAUGCUUCCGUACUCGGUAUUCUCUACGCCGCACUCGUCAUGGUCUUCUCCGUUCAUGAUCUGUUCCAGUACUAUGUCCUCAGCAGAGUCUUCCCCAUGCGGGGUGAGCUGUGGCAGUACUCCACGGUCUUUGGUUCCUUUACACAGAUCUUGGACAGAGGCUUAGCCGGGUUCUGGGGAGCUUGGUGGCACCAGACCUUCCGACAUGCUUUCUCUGCUCCAGUCAGUUGGGCUGUAAAACGUGGCUAUCUCGAAAAGGGGGCGCGUAGCACAAAGGCAAUUGGGAUGUCUACCGCCUUCCUUCUUUCUGGUCUGCUUCACGGUUCCGGAAGCAUCAGCGCGAUCCCCGAGACCAAGUGGUGGAAACCAGCGCUUUUCUUCUGGUUGUCGGGGCUCGGCGUCCUCACUCAGCAAACGUUCUGUACGGCCAUGAAGCCCCAGAUUACAAAGAUGCCUCGCACGCUCAGGAGAGCUGGGAACCUCUUAUUCGUGCUCAUGUGGCUGCACGUCACCGUCCAGCCGUUGGCCGACGACUUUUCGCAAACUGGCCUCUGGCUCAUGGAGCCCGUCCCCGUUUCGGUCGUGCGGGCCCUCGGCUUCGGUCGCGGGGAGACGUCGUGGUGGAAGCCUGAUAUGGAGGCGAUUGGACAUUGGCAUGUUGGACAGCAUUGGUGGGAUUCUGGGUUCAGCUACUAG
Messenger RNA from Colletotrichum abscissum, 1677 nucleotides. RefSeq lists its product as uncharacterized. The transcript is spliced from 2 exons. Bases 1 to 1677 code for a protein of 558 amino acids. Gene Ontology annotation, biological process: lipid metabolic process. NCBI's taxonomy places the organism in Eukaryota, Fungi, Ascomycota, Sordariomycetes, Glomerellales, Glomerellaceae. The record is from RefSeq and is a predicted model, not a curated record.